GCGUGAGUAAACUCCGCCCCCUGCCUGCUAGUGCGAUGCAGUAACCUUUGCUGUCUGCAAGUCCCUGGACUUACUUGACUUCGAGCCCAGAGGAACUCUCCACUUACUAGGGAACAUCCACUAUGGCCAAGCGUGUAGCUGUGAUUGGAGCGGGGAGCUCGGGCCUGGCGGCCAUCAAGUGCUGCCUGGAUGAGGGCCUGGAGCCGGUCUGCUUCGAGAGCAGUGACGACAUCGGGGGACUCUGGAGGUUUAAGGCGUCUCCGGAGCCGGACCGGGCGAGUAUCUACCACUCCGUCAUCAUCAACACGUCUAAGGAGAUGAUGUGUUAUAGUGACUUCCCGAUCCCCGCCCACUACCCCAACUUCAUGCACAACUCUUACAUCAUGGACUACUUCAACCUCUACGCUGACCACUUCAAACUGCGCCCGUACAUCCACUUCCAGACGCGGGUGUUGAGUGUGAAGCCGAGACCUGACUUCUCGCGCUCCGGCCAAUGGGACGUGGAGACUGAGGAUCGGGACGGCAGCAAGGAGAGCCAGGUGUUUGAUGCCAUCAUGGUCUGCGUCGGACAUCACUGCCACCCGCGCAUGCCCGUAUCCGACUUCCCAGGCAUGGAGACGUUUAAGGGAAAAUACUUCCACAGCCGCGACUACAAGACGCCUGAUGAGUGGCGAGGGAAGAGGGCGGUCGUCAUCGGCAUCGGGAACUCCGGAGGAGACAUCGCUGUGGAGCUCAGCAGAGUCACCAAACAGUGUUUCCUGAGCACCCGUCGCGGUGCGUGGGUUUUGAACCGCGUGGGGGAUAACGGCAUGCCGCUGGACAUGGUCUUCACCCGGACGACGCGGCUCCUGCAGAAGGUGCUGCCAUUCGAGUUCUUCUGUGACCUCGUGGAGAAGCAGCUGAACAAACGCUUUGACCACGCCAUGUAUGGCCUGCAGCCACGACACAGGUUUUACAGUCAGCACCCGACCCUUAACGAUGAGCUGCCCAAUCGCAUCCUCUCCGGCACGGUGCAGGUCAAACCCAACAUCAAGGAGGUGCGUGGUUCCAGCGUCGUGUUUGAUAACGGCGCGGUGGAGCACGAUAUCGACCUGAUCGUGUUCGCGACGGGCUACAGCUUCUCCUUCCCCUUCCUGCCACCGCACGUGCUCUCCGUCUCCGACAACAAGACCUCGCUCUACAAGUACAUCUACCCGCCGGGGUUAGAGCGCCCCACGCUGGCCGUCAUCGGACUCAUCCAGCCGCUGGGAGCCAUCAUGCCCAUCUCGGAGAUGCAGUCGCGCUGGGCCACACGCGUCUUCAAAGGUCUGAAUAAGCUGCCGCCCAUGACUGACAUGAUGAAGGAUAUCAAAUGCAAAGAGGAGGACAUGGCAAAGAGGUACGUGACGUCCAAGCGUCACACCAUCCAGGUGGACUACGUACCCUACAUGGACGAGCUGGCCGAGCAGAUCGGCGUGCAGCCGCGCUUCCUGUCGCUGCUCCUGCGCGACCCGGGCCUGUGGCUCCGCACCGCGCUGGGACCCUGCACCCCGUACCAGUUCCGCCUGUUCGGACCCGGGCGCUGGGAGGGGGCCCGCCAGGCCAUCUACACGCAGUACGAGCGCGUGGUCCAGCCCCUGAAGACUCGCCCCGUCCCGGCCAAGGAGACCCGGCGCCGCCCCUACAGCGCGUACCUGCUGCCGCUCACCGCCACCGCCGCCGCCGCGCUCAUCAUGGCCGCCACCUGGGGACGGGAGAGCUCCCAGGAGUAUCUCCAGUAUCCCAUCAUGCUCCUGGAGAGGAUGAGGGCACAGCUGCCACCACUGCCCACCGCAUCAUAGAGGAUGAGGGCACACCUGCCCUGCCUCUGCCCACCACAUAGAGCAGGGGUGUCAAACUCAAAUUGACUGAGGGCCAAAAUCAAAAUCUGGAACAAAGUCGCGGGCCGAACUCCACAAUUGACAAUUUUUUUUUUGGACUAAAACUGUGCAUGCAUGCACUUCAUACUCAUAGUUAAAUUUCACAUACACUCUUUCUCAUCAUAUUUCUUCUAGGCUACAUUAAUGGUGUAUGUAGGCCUACUGUAAUAGACGUUUGAAAUGAUCUCGCGGGCCGAAUAAAAUGGCUCUGCGGGCCAAUUAUGGAUCGAAUUGGCAGUGAUCGAAACAGUUUAGCUGUAAAUGACUGGGGUUCUUCUUUAAAGAUGCACUGUGUAGGAUGGUGGGCAGAGUUAUGGUAAGGGUUAUGCUUCUUAUUGAAGCUGUGCUGCCUAUUGCCAAAGUUCAUAUUUUCAUGAAUGUUUACUAAAUAAUAAGCAUGUUUUGCAGCAAAGAAACGUCUGUUUCUGGACAUUUUAAAUGGCAGACAUGGAGAAGAUCAGCCUUUUCAUGUAUGAAAAGUGCAGUUUUCAGUCACAAUGAAUAGUUAGAAUUUGAUGGUGGUGGCUAAGUAUUCAUGAAAAAGGUGACAUUUGUGAAUGGGCAGCAUGAAUUCUAGGAAGGAACUGCUAAAAAUAUUACACAGUGCCCCUUUAAAGCACAAAGAAUUCAGGCCCGUUGCUUACAGCGGAACUCUUGGAUUACAUGAAGGAUUACAAUCUUCAUAGACAAAGCAGUGAUGUUUUUGUACACAUUUCAAAUUCCUAAUUCUUAUAUAUACACUCUUGAUAUUCUUCCUUCUUGUGAACAAACGCUACAUCAAUUUUGUAUAUGAGCAAAGGUGCUUCAGGCCAUUUCAUGUUCAUGGGAGCAAAAGUGGGGAUAAGUCCCAGGCGGUGUAAUUAACAGGUGUGGAGGCGUUGACGACGUGCUUGGCUGUAGUAAUAUCUUACCGCGCAUGCGCAAAAAUAGCCACGCUGCUUAGCUACAUUAAAGUAGAUUUUGUCCGAGGUGGAAAGUCAUUAUAUUACCCCAAGAUGUGGACUUGACUGGACAAUAUUAGAUUUGGGACUUGUAGGACUUGUAGCCUAUGCUAUAGGACUUGACAGUCUUAGCUUGCAAUGCCUUGCAAUUGCAUGUCUAAAUAUAUUCCAUUUUCUGCAUUUGUAUGUGAAAAUAUUACAGGAAAAAAAUGCAAAUUUAAUGUUUUUUCCUUAGGCCUACUAUUUUUGUUGUCAAUAAUGUGACUGGCAAAGGGGGACAUGCAUAGCAAUGUGGAGAGGCAAUGAAUUUAUGACCAAAAGUACUUAAAGUACUUAUAAACCCCAACUCCGGUGAAGUUGGGACGUUUGGUAAACAGUGAAUAAAAUCAAAAUGCUAUCAUUUUCAAAACAUUCAAUCUAUUCAUUAGAUGGAGAAUAGUGAAAAGACAACAUAUUAAGUGUUAAAACCGAGAAAAAAUAUUGUUUUGGGGGACAUAUGUACUCAUUUCUAAUUUGAUAAAUGCAACACAUCUCAAAUAAGUUGGGACGGGGAUCAGUGAAAUUUAGUAAACAUUCAAAUAAGAUAAAACAACAAAGAAGAACAUUUCAAAAUGAAUUGUACUGACGGACAAUAUAGGUGUCCAGGUAUAAGAUCAUCACAGAGAGGCUGAGUCACUCAGAAUUAAAGAUGCAAAGGGAAUAAUUACCAUAGUUAUUACAUACAUUUUUAAUUCCCUUUGAUUUACCACGAUUGAGUGUAUAUAAGACAUAUUU
Molecule: messenger RNA, 3613 nt
Organism: Engraulis encrasicolus (European anchovy)
Lineage: Eukaryota; Metazoa; Chordata; Actinopteri; Clupeiformes; Engraulidae
Product: flavin-containing monooxygenase 5-like
Exons: 11
Coding region: 123-1820 (565 amino acids)
Molecular function (GO): N,N-dimethylaniline monooxygenase activity; NADP binding; flavin adenine dinucleotide binding
Source: RefSeq, a predicted model, not a curated record